GUUGCACUUUUUAGUUUGUAAUUUUAACGCGAAUAUUUUUCUCUGCAAUACGUUAAGAACUGUCCCUGAACUCAAGAUGCCAAAAAAACCACCUAAGAAUGCGUUUUACUUCUACAUGAUCGAUUUUAGAGAAGAACAGAGAAAAAAAGGCGUAAAUUAUAAAAAUAUGGCAGAAGUUGCUGAAGCAGCCGGUCAAGUGUGGCGGGAAGCACCUCCAUCUGUAAGAUCGAAGUUUGAAGGUAUCGCAAAGAAAGAAAAACAAAAAUUCAAUAUUCCUGAUAUGAAGUUUACCUCAACUGGUAUACCUUUGGCUCUUAUAGAACAGGCUGAAAAGGACGUUCGGGAAGCGGAAGAAUUUGAAAAAAAAGACAUCAAAAAUUUGGUCAAUUUGAGAGCAUUUAAUAACAGUAUUAAAACACUGGACAUAUACUUGAUGGAUGUGAACUACUACUGCAAGGCGGGAUCUGAUUAUAUCAUUGGUGAAAGCACAUUGCUACGCUUCAAUGUUCAAGAUGGCAUCAAGGAUACUUAUCAUGAGAUUAUUAAUCCUGGGGAUAUUCCACUCGGAUACACUUCUGAAGUCAAACUAGGCAGCCAGACUUAUGGUCUCGAAAUGCCAGACGAUUUAGCGCCGCGCAGUAACUACAUGCAGAUCUUGGCCAAUGUCAUCGAUUAUUUGAAGCAGGUGGAUCACAGGGCAAAGGUCUUGCCGCCGAUAUUCACCAUGCCUGAUAAAGUAGAACCGGUGCAGAACUUUAUUCACCAAAUGUGCCGACGAGCAGCUGAAGACGAGAAUCUGUUCCGUAUAUACAAGUUCGAUAUUCUAUUCUUUACAAUGGUAAACGCGCUUAAGACUCAGCCAGACGAAGGUUUUCCGAAAGAAUCAUUGGCCCUGCUACAGCUGAAAAAGGAUUCUUUUAAAUAUACGCCCGGGAUCGCUUGCGAGCACCACGAGAGCUCGGACAUGUCGGUGGAGUGCAGCCAGUCGCGCGCCAAGCGCUGGGCCUACACGGCGCUGGACAGCUGCUGCCCGGCCGCCGGCGUGGCCGCGCGCCCCGCCGCGCACGUGCCGCCCGACUACGACCUCGACAGUAUCCACGUUUUCAAGGAACAGAAGAAAGUCAGGCACGCGCCAUCUGUAGCUGAUUGUGCUCAAGCAAUGUCUUCAUGCAACAUUUCUGGGACAAGCGAUUCAUUCUAUGACACUACAAUCAACAGCUCUGUGGACAGUACAAAGAAAGAGAAAAGGGUCCACGUUCCAUUGCGUAUGCCCAAAGCUGAUUAUUCACAAGCUAUUCGAGUUGCACCGGAACUCACAGAAGCUGACUUUCCCAGUUUGGGACAAAGACCCGGUCGAGGUCGAGGCAUGGGCGGCAGUUUCAGCAAACUCAAACUUGACAAGUAAAGCAAUUGAAGUUAUAUGUCAUUAAUGUUUAAAGAUUUACCUACAGAUGCCUAAUUUUAAGUGAUAAUAAUUAUUUCUGACUUUCUUGUUGUUCAUCUAUAAGGAUAUUUUUUUAUAAUUUCUUAUAUUGACUAUUAAGUUUAUUCUUGUUAUCAUAAAUAGUGUCUAUGGUAUGAUUUGCAAAUAAAUCUUUAGGCGUAGCUGUGUUCACUGUACUAAUAUGACAACAUUGGCAACUGUUGAAUGGAGUUCG
Vanessa tameamea is the source of this 1658-nucleotide messenger RNA. RefSeq names its product protein maelstrom homolog (gene mael). The record is from RefSeq and is a predicted model, not a curated record. The transcript is spliced from 11 exons. Gene Ontology annotation, cellular component: P granule; nucleus. Gene Ontology annotation, molecular function: sequence-specific DNA binding. Lineage: Eukaryota; Metazoa; Arthropoda; Insecta; Lepidoptera; Nymphalidae. Bases 77 to 1405 code for a protein of 442 amino acids. Gene Ontology annotation, biological process: spermatogenesis; negative regulation of DNA-templated transcription; male meiotic nuclear division.